UUUUUUCUCCGCCUCUCUCUGUCUCUCCCUCUUUUUUAUUUCUCUGCCCCUCUCUGGUCCUCUUCCCCUCCGGCGCAUCGUCUCCACCUUUGUCAUCUUCUCCGACUUGAUCAACUCCUCCGGCGCCAUCCAUGACCUCAGGGUUAUGUCCUUUUUAGGAAUUUAUCUUCUAUCGAGCUCCUCGAGAUAUUCCCUCUCUUCCUCUCUAGGGUCUAAAGUGUAAAGUUUGGACUGAAAGUGGGGAUGAAUCCCAAUGGAGAGCAAGUGUUGGAUCUGCGCUGUGUAAACUGCGGAUGGGGAAUUGAGAGGCUCUUUGUGCAGUACUCACCUGGAAAUAUUCGGUUGAUGAAAUGUGAGAGUUGCAAGGUGGUAGCUGAUCCCUACAUUGAAUGUGAAUUCAUGAUUCUUCUGAUCGACCUGAUUCUUCACAAGACAAAGGCUUACCGACAUUUGCUGUACAACAUGCUCAAUCUAGAAGCCUCUGAUGUCAAGGGAAUACUUUGGAAGUCAAGUUUAAUCAAUUUUCUUUUAGAUGCAUAUAGGUUUUCUAUCUUGAAAGGAAGCAAAAAUGAUUUGGAUUCAUCCAAGGGACUUUUAUUGACAAUUUGGACAUGUGGAGAGAUAUUUGUGAAUGUUACUUUGGGAAAUCUAAUGUUUGUAUCUGUUGUAUUUCUUGGCACAAGGAUUCUGCUCAAUUCUACCUUUGCGAUUACUAGGUACAGAGGUAUUUUGCUUGCUAUCCUGGUUUCGAGCUACUUCAAGUUAUUUCUCAUGGCAAUUAUGGUUUGGGAAUUUCCUUUGUCUGUCCUUUUCAUCAUUGACAUAUUUGUUCUAUCAUCAAAUUGUGUCGCUUUACAAGGUCUGUGGUCGAGGCUUGUUAAUUUGCUUGAUGCCCAUGUCAUGAUCAAGCUUUCCCUGAAUCAUGAUACUACAGGUCUCAGAUAUUUAUGGUACCCAUGUCUUGCUACUCCACAAUUCUGUAGUAAAUGUUCCAUCCGAACUGUUUAGCUGAAGAGUCGUCAGGCCUGGAGGCUCCUAUAGGCAUUUCUCUACUUUCAGAAGAAGCUACUUGCUUGUCAGCGCUUCCUCCUUUCCCAUAUCAAAUUGAAGUUUGUUCUUCAAACGUGUUCCUUGACAUGGAACAUACCUACGUUUUGGAAUAGAAAAAACUAUUUGUGAAUGUUUGCUGUGGUAGAUGUGUAUACUUGCAUCUCCAGUCACUUGUAACAACUGAGCACUGCCUCGUGAGUUGCUGUUAUUAAUCCUAACACAAUCAAGAAUUGCCGAAUGCUUUUGGGUCUGCUUCAGUGCGCACAUGGCCAAGUUCUUCACUAUCCACUGG
This is a messenger RNA of Asparagus officinalis (garden asparagus), 1342 nucleotides long. RefSeq names its product protein arv1 homolog. Bases 244 to 1008 code for a protein of 254 amino acids. The transcript has 12 exons. Gene Ontology annotation, biological process: intracellular sterol transport; sphingolipid metabolic process; sterol metabolic process. NCBI's taxonomy places the organism in Eukaryota, Viridiplantae, Streptophyta, Magnoliopsida, Asparagales, Asparagaceae. Gene Ontology annotation, cellular component: Golgi apparatus; cortical endoplasmic reticulum. The record is from RefSeq and is a predicted model, not a curated record.